Dictyostelium purpureum is the source of this 264-nucleotide messenger RNA. RefSeq lists its product as uncharacterized. The record is from RefSeq and is a predicted model, not a curated record. The transcript has a single exon. Lineage: Eukaryota; Evosea; Eumycetozoa; Dictyosteliales; Dictyosteliaceae. Bases 1 to 264 code for a protein of 87 amino acids.
AUGGAAAAUCAAUUAGUAGUUUUAGAAGAAAAAGUUAUCCAAAAGAUGAUGGAUAUGGGUAACGAAAGGUUAUCAAAACAAGAUGAUAACUUAAUGGCAGAUUUUAUGAAGAUUGUUCAAAAAUUGAUGGAAGAAAACUACAUGCAAAGUAAAGUUAUUGAAAAAAUUAACAAGGAAUUGAUAAUUGAAAAGAAAGACAAAGAGGAAUUAGUAAAGACAAAUAAGGAACUAGCUUAUAGAGUUGCUACUGAUGGAGAAUUAUGA